AUGGGAUAUGGAAGCCGAAGGCCUGCUCAAACACCUUUGCUGUCUGCAGUUACCAAGAUAAAACAUCUCCAGUUCACAGAGGAACACAAGGAUUGGACGGUUGAUCAUCGGGAAAAAAAGUCAAUGGAGCAUUUGUGGGAUGAAGUUAAAAGAGCCACCAGGCAGCUGGUUCCACAACCAUCAAAUCUCACAGAACUGGACAGUGCUAUUUAUCAGGCAUGGUGUCAGAUUCCUUACAUCACCUUUCAACAUCUCAUGGAGUCAAUGCCAAGAAGAAUCACCACAGUAUUGAAGGCAAAAGGUGGCCCAAUGAAGUCCUUAUGGGGUGAUCAUAAUAAGCUGGCCACUCAGUGUGUACAUUAG
Messenger RNA from Pipistrellus nathusii (Nathusius's pipistrelle), 363 nucleotides. The record is from the annotation of a GenBank genome assembly. NCBI's taxonomy places the organism in Eukaryota, Metazoa, Chordata, Mammalia, Chiroptera, Vespertilionidae.